Molecule: messenger RNA, 522 nt
Organism: Haliotis rubra (blacklip abalone)
Lineage: Eukaryota; Metazoa; Mollusca; Gastropoda; Lepetellida; Haliotidae
Product: acetylcholine receptor subunit beta-like
Exons: 2
Coding region: 1-522 (173 amino acids)
Biological process (GO): nervous system process; regulation of membrane potential; chemical synaptic transmission
Cellular component (GO): neuron projection; synapse; membrane
Molecular function (GO): monoatomic ion channel activity; transmembrane signaling receptor activity; neurotransmitter receptor activity
Source: RefSeq, a predicted model, not a curated record
AUGACACGCCAACCAUCAUACUACGUCUACUACCUGAUAAUCCCCAUCACACUUUUAUCUCUGCUCAGCUCCCUGGUAUUUGCUCUGCCCAUGGAGUAUGGAGACAAAGUGGCUCUCUCCAUGACGAUCCUACUCUCUUUUGGCGUGUUCCUGACUCAGAUGACCAACGACAUGCCCAAAACGUCCCAACAGACUUCCUACCUGACCAUCUACUUGACCAGUCUCCUCACCCUCAGCUCCCUCUCAGUGGCCAUGAUGAUCCUCAUCCUCAGAUUCCACAACUACCGAGGAAAGGUGCCCCGGGUGCUGCACAAAUGGGUAGUUUUGUGGAAAUGGAAAUGUUCCAAAAGGGAACUAGCUACUGAUGUAGAUCAAGAUCCUGCAGGAGAUGUAAAUACCCAGAAGUGCACAGCGGAUCCAACCUGGAAGGAUGUGUCCACCGCGCUUGAAGCCAUGUGUCUGAGGAUUUUCACGUCCAGGAUGGGACAAGAACACGACCCGACGGCACAACAGCAGUUCUGA